AUGUUCGCCAUAGCUAGGUCCUUACACCUCCGCCGGCAUCGCUCGAAGGCAUCGAGGCGGAUCGCCCUGAAGAUUUUCCGAGAAACAUUGCGGCUCCGGCCGGCCUGGAAGGAGACGGAUACCAGAUUCGCAGUAGAGUCCGGCAUCGACAAUGUCUUCCAAGAGUUUUCCUGCGAGUACGUACAGGCGACGCCAACAGGAAGCACUCCCAAGAGCGGCCCUGAGAUCAACCGCACGGGAGACCGUGAAGAUGUUCGGCGCCUCCACGCUGCCCUUGCCAGGAUAGGCUACAACGCCCGCACGAUACAGCGGAGGUUUGGCGUAAGCGAUGCACGGCGCCUGCCGGGACCAUACUACCUGCGGAAAAACUUCGACCACAACCAUGCGGCAGUCGUUUCAUCAAUGGGCCCAGCCAAGGAUGCCCUGGACGUGGCCAUCCGCCUUUUCCUCUUGGGGGUCGCGCUGCCUCGGGCGCAUGUAGAGGGGGCCCUCGGCCUCGAUUUACUGGAAGCCGCAGACCGGUUAGGCAUGGUGGGGGAGUGUCCCGUGGAUCCGCUGCUGAUGGUGUCGCUCGUGCAGCUCUUCCCGCUGGACGGAGAGGCGCUUCUACCGCCGCUGGCGACAGCAGCAGCAACACCACCACCACCACCAGGGCAAUCUCACCGGCCCAGAGGGACCGAUUCGUCGGAGGUGGAUGGAGGGGUGAUGUACAUCGGGCCCGACAGCAUCGGCCUCGUGCAGCACGUGCCUCCGAAGAGUCGCCGUGGGCAAGGCGAGAUGCCCGAAAGUGCGACGGUGGUUCCGCCGCAGGCACGGAGCGGGGGAGAGGACGGAAAAGGCUUGGACAGACAGUGUGUGGGCGGAGAAAGCGGAGGCCAGCGGCGGCGGCAUCGGGCGCCCGAAGAGAUACUAGACCUGUGCAGCGGGUCGGGGGUGCAGGGGAUCGCAGCGGCGGUACUGCGACGGGGAGAGGCGUCCGUUACCUGCGUGGACAUCAACCCGAGGGCGGUCAGGUUCUCGCGGUUCAACGCGCUGCUGAACGGUCUGGAUACCGGGGGUGGGGAACAGGAAGGGGGACGCUUCCGCGCCGUCGUUGGAGACCUCUACGGCGCCCUCGACUCAACGGUUGGCGAUCGUGUUUCCGCGGAUAGUGCGGGCGGUUUCCCCGACGCUGACGAUGACAACGACCUCAACGGAAGUGAAAGCGGCGGGCAUCAACCCAGCCCCGGCGACGGCACUAGUGGCGCCACUCCGACGACAAGGACUCCCGCCUCCUCCUCGUCCUCCUCCCUGUACGACCUCAUACUCGCCAACCCCCCAUUCGUGCCGGUGCCCCCAAGGCUCGCCUCGGCACGACGGCGGUACGACGUGUUCGCCUCCGGCGGCAGCAACGGCGAGGAGGUGAUCGAGGGGAUAUUCCGUGGGGCCUUCGACCGCCUCCGGCCCGGGAGCGGGCUCCUGGCGAUGGUUACCGAGCUGGCGAACCCUAGAGCGUUCGACGCCAAGCUUCGGCGCUGGAUUGGGGGCGAGGAGGAGGAGGGGAGAGAAAGUACAAGAGGCGACCAGUGCGGUGGUGGUCAGGAAUCGAUUGAGAGGACAGCGAGAGAGGAAGGGGCGGCAGGCGGCGGGGGCCGUGAGGGGAGAAGAGAGACCGACGACGUCGGGGGCCAUGAAAACGACAUCCAGAUGUCUGUCCGGCCUCAUGUCGAAUCACAAGAAUGUAAAACGGAAACCAGCAGCCGCCACAGCAGCCGCGACAACAGCAACAGCAGCAGCGGCAGCAGCCCCCCUGAGCAACGACGCGGCGACGUCGACGGCAACAAGCGCGGAACCGGCAGCGGCGGCGUCGACCCCGGCGCGCCGAGGGCGUGGGCGGGCACGGUGUUCCACGAGCGGCAGCCGUGGACGGCGAGGGAGUACGCCGAGAGGAGGGCCGGCAGCCCUCGCGAGGCGGAGGGGUGGGAACGGCACCUCAGGGGGGAGGGCAUCGAGGAGAUGGCGGCCGGCUUCGUAUUUGUCCGUCGCGGGGGCGGGCGUAGGCGGCCUCUAGCACCUGAAGGCUCUUCGCAUGCCGAGGGCACUCCUUUCGAGGCGGCGGAAGGUGGGGGGAUGGGUCCACCCGGGGAAUGGCAAGGUCGUGGUGGAGUCUCAUCCUGUGCUGGGGUUGGUGAGGGUGCCGUCGAGAUUCAGGGGGUUGAAAAGCUGUGGGCGCCGCACAACAUAGCUGCGGUGCAACACACGAAAGCUGCUUUGACGAGGCUGCAGAACGUAGAUCGAUGA
Ectocarpus siliculosus is the source of this 2280-nucleotide messenger RNA. Lineage: Eukaryota; Phaeophyceae; Ectocarpales; Ectocarpaceae. The record is from the annotation of a GenBank genome assembly.